AUGAUGAGGAUCAUCAUGGUCCCCUGUGCUGGAGUCGGAGGUCCAGCGGCCGCCGCCGCUGCUGCCAAAGCAGCCGCCAAAGCAGCCAAGUACGGAGCAGGUGGCCUGGCUCCUGGUGUGGGUGGUCUAGUUCCCGGCGUGGGCGGCCUUGCUCCUGGUGUAGGUGGCCUGGUUCCUGGAGUGGGUGGCCUGGUCCCCGGCGUUGGAGGUGUCCCAGGUGGGAGGGGUGGGCUCUGUCCAGCAUUGCGUCUCUGCUCAGGGGUUGGAGGUCCGGCCGCAGCAGCAAAAGCAGCAGCGAAGGCAGCCAAAUUUGGUGAGUCGCUGGAGAAGCCCAUCGCUCGCGGCUCAGCCCACAGCAGGCAGCCCUACCCGCCCGCGUGCGUCGGCGGCGGGCCCGGGUUGGUGCCGGGUGUGGGGAUACCUGGUACCGGCAUCCUCCCCGGAGCAGGCAUCCCCCAAAUAGGGGUGCAGCCUGGUGCUAAACCUCCCAAAUUCGGUGGCCUCGGAGUUGGUGGCCUCGGAGUCGGUGGCCUUGGAGUUGGUGGGCUCGGUGCUG
This is a messenger RNA of Pygoscelis adeliae (Adelie penguin), 556 nucleotides long. RefSeq names its product elastin-like. Gene Ontology annotation, molecular function: extracellular matrix structural constituent. The annotation marks the transcript as partial. The transcript has 8 exons. NCBI's taxonomy places the organism in Eukaryota, Metazoa, Chordata, Aves, Sphenisciformes, Spheniscidae. The record is from RefSeq and is a predicted model, not a curated record.